This is a messenger RNA of Paraglomus occultum, 252 nucleotides long. NCBI's taxonomy places the organism in Eukaryota, Fungi, Glomeromycota, Glomeromycetes, Paraglomerales, Paraglomeraceae. The record is from the annotation of a GenBank genome assembly.
AUGAGAUAUGUUGGCGGUGCGUUGGUGCGCUCUUUACUUACGACCUAUUUUUUCACAAGUGAUGAUCCAUUCGGAGAUCGUCAGGAUUUGACGAACAAUAACAAUUCCUGUCAUAAUGGAUUGUUACUUACUGUACACAAAAUUGCCACCUGCCUCGGUAAAGUUAUUCUUAUCAGCGACCUUGUUCUCGCAAUACUUGUGGUAAUCAUAAAAGCUCAAGUUGUGUGUGCUGUUGAAGAAAUCAAGGCAUAG